AUGAAGGGAUUUGAGGAGUGGCUACGCAAGUCGUUUCUGCACGUCAUAUUCAGCGACUCAGGAGGCAGGACACGUUGGGUCACCUUUGACGGCCCCCGCGACCGUGAAAAUCUGGUCUAUGAGUUCGGUUAUCUCUGGGAUCACAUCUUUCAUGUCAUGCGCCAGUUCUUGAUCGAAAUCCACUACACCAACGACAUCGACCUGACUGGAGACACCCUUCGCCCUCACACUGAGCAUGAGGUCUAUGUCAACCGCAAGAAGCUCCUCAUCGCUCCCUCAGGUCCGGAAGACUGCUCUGCUACGACUCCUGUCGAUGAAUACAAGCUGGCUUGGUGGGAGCAUCGUAAGCUCAUUCUGCAAAGGAGCACUGGAAGACGCGAGGGUGUGGCAUGGCUCCUGCAGGACAGAGAGGAGAUGGACGAAUUGGCCCGCAGGUACCCGGAUGCCAAAGCAACAUUGCGUCGCCCCUUCAUGAUGCCCGCCAUACAGUUCCGUCGAGUUGGGCUUGUACAAGAGACGACAAAGAAGACUGCAACAGACGCUUACACCAAGGGGUGUGGCAAAUAUUUGUAG
Messenger RNA from Aureobasidium musti, 573 nucleotides. Lineage: Eukaryota; Fungi; Ascomycota; Dothideomycetes; Dothideales; Saccotheciaceae. The record is from the annotation of a GenBank genome assembly.